Molecule: messenger RNA, 1833 nt
Organism: Doryrhamphus excisus (bluestripe pipefish)
Lineage: Eukaryota; Metazoa; Chordata; Actinopteri; Syngnathiformes; Syngnathidae
Gene: rxrgb
Product: retinoid X receptor, gamma b
Biological process (GO): regulation of DNA-templated transcription
Cellular component (GO): nucleus
Molecular function (GO): zinc ion binding; sequence-specific DNA binding; nuclear steroid receptor activity
Source: RefSeq, a predicted model, not a curated record
UCCUCCCUGGCCGGGCCCCCCGGGCGUUAGAGCCGCCUCGCACACACUCUCAGUCCGGCCCCGGGGAGAGGAAUGCGCUGGGAUGCCGAGCACCGCCGACUCUGUAGGACAGCUACGAAGCCACAACUAGCACCGUUAUGGACGGCAACGAUCCGUAUGUACACUUAAACUCUACAGGGCCGAUGACCACGGCCCACCCUCACCCACACUCGCAUCUCCCACCCAUGGGCGGCAUGGUGGGCCACCCAUCCGUCAUCAGCACCUCCAGGCACCUGCCUUCGCCUAUGUCCAACUUGAACUCCCCAAUGAAUGGCCUGACCUCGCCGUACUCCGUCAUCACCUCAUCCUUGGGUUCACCCUCCGUAUCGCUGCCGUCCACGCCCAACCUGAACUUUGGACCGCUCGGCAGUCCGCAGAUGAGUUCGAUGAACAGCGUCAGCAGCUCAGAGGACAUCAAGCCUCCGCCAGGCCUGCAGAACCUGGGGAGCAUCAACUACCAGUGCACCAGCCCGGGUGGGAUGUCCAAGCACAUCUGCGCAAUUUGUGGGGACCGCUCCUCGGGUAAACACUAUGGCGUCUACAGCUGUGAAGGAUGCAAAGGCUUCUUCAAGAGGACUGUCCGCAAAGAUCUCACCUACACCUGUCGUGAUAGCAAAGAGUGCCUGAUAGACAAGCGCCAGCGCAACCGCUGCCAGUACUGUCGCUACCAAAAGUGCCUGGCCAUGGGCAUGAAGAGAGAAGCGGUGCAGGAAGAAAGGCAGCGGGGCAAAGAACGGGGGGAGAAUGAGGUGGAGUCCACCGGAACUUUCAGCGAGGACAUGCCUGUGGACAAAAUCCUGGAUGCCGAGCUGGCCGUGGAGCCCAAAACUGAGACGUACACCGAUGGCAGCACCGGCAACUCGACCAAUGACCCUGUCACCAACAUCUGCCAAGCAGCCGAUAAGCAGCUCUUUACUUUAGUGGAGUGGGCCAAGAGGAUCCCACACUUCUCUGAACUCCCCCUUGACGACCAGGUCAUCUUAUUACGAGCAGGCUGGAACGAGCUGCUCAUCGCGUCUUUCUCCCAUCGCUCAGUCACGGUGAAAGAUGGCAUCCUGUUGGCCACAGGCCUGCACGUACACAGGAGCAGCGCCCACAGUGCUGGAGUGGGCUCCAUCUUUGACAGAGUCCUGACAGAGCUGGUGUCCAAAAUGAAAGACAUGCAGAUGGAUAAAACGGAGCUGGGCUGCUUGCGAGCCAUUGUCCUCUUUAACCCAGAUGCAAAAGGUCUGUCAAACCCAAUGGAGGUGGAGGGACUGAGGGAAAAGGUCUACGCCUCAUUGGAGUCCUACACCAAACAUAAAUAUCCAGACCAGCCGGGCAGGUUUGCCAAACUGCUGCUCCGCCUACCCGCCCUACGCUCCAUUGGCCUCAAGUGUUUGGAGCACCUGUUCUUCUUCAAGCUCAUCGGCGACACGCCCAUCGACACGUUCCUCAUGGAGAUGCUGGAGGCGCCACAUCAGAUCACAUGACCCCUGCCCUCUUCCCCCCCUCCAUUACUUGUAAAUACCCCCUACCCCCAACCCACUUUGUCAGCAAUGUGAAGAUGGAUUGAGGGGAAAACAAGACUCUGAAAUUGUAAAGUUGAAGAUUUUAUAACAAGUCCCAAAAAAACAUUGUAAUUAUAUCUGAAAUUAUUUGGAGGUUGUGGUGAGGACUGAGUACACAACCGUCACAGUAAAUUUGAAUAGCGUUCAUAUGUAAAUAGAUCAUUUCUCGCAACAUUUGGGAAGGAAUCAGAUUUUAUUCAUAGAGUAAUUGUAUAAAAUAAAAUAAAAUAAAAUACAAAACCUA